Messenger RNA from Paramisgurnus dabryanus, 2338 nucleotides. The record is from RefSeq and is a predicted model, not a curated record. Lineage: Eukaryota; Metazoa; Chordata; Actinopteri; Cypriniformes; Cobitidae.
UUACUUUGACUAGAUUUUUGUUUUGAGUUUUUUGUUUUGAGUUUUCCUUUUAUUUAUAUAUAUUUUUGUACUAAAGUUUUUAUUUUCUAAAAUUAUUAUUUUUUUUAUUAAUGUUAUACUUUCCAUAUGUGUGUAUUCAUGCUGAAGUAAUGAACUUCACGAAAUUUCGUUUGAAUCAUUUUUGUUUAAAUAUCUAAAAUGUAGAGGAACUUUUCUUUGAGUACCUGUUUGGGGAGGGAGUGUCAUCAGCGGGGCACAUCCGGGGUUUCUCAUCGUGCAUUUUGCGUUGGCCUCAGUUUCACUACAUGAGGUUGGUGGACGCAUGCACGUGCGGUCCUCCCUAUAAACAACACUGGUAUGUUGAUGUUUUUUUGCCUCAAUGUGUAUAUUUGUCAUUGGAUGAAUGUAAUUAAAAUUGUGUCAACAUUCAAUAGUAUUAGCUGCAACAAGGAUGUACUGUUUAAUGUGAUUUUGUGUAAGUAGUCAGUAUAAUUGUGGCGCUAACUAAUUAGCAUUGUGUGCUAAUACUAUAGUGUGUCAGAGUGGGAGGAGCUGCUACCCCGUUUUGACCUGAUAAUUUCUCCUUACCAACAGAUUAAAAUACCAGAUCUCAUCAUAAAGUGGUCGUGUGGUCUUUGUGCGUGAGGGUAUCCAUUCCAGACAUGUUACAUAAAUUUGGUGCCGUGACCCGGAUGCACUAGAUCCGCUGCAGCUGGUCGCUGGGGUUCAACGACGUAGGAUCACAACGCAGAAAACGACGUCCGAAGCAUUUUCAUCAUUGACAUUCCGGUAUCAGUGUCUGGACAUUGACAGUAAUUCAGUAAUUGAACUCAGUCAUUGAAAUCUCACUUCACCACACCACAUAUUGGACUUUCUAUCCAUUUGUUUCCCGUUUUUGCCUUCAUUUGACUUAAAGCAUAUGAUAACUGUGAAGAUAUUUUUUUGUGCGUGUGUAUGUUUUCCAUUGUAACUACUUACCACUGGUAUUAUGGCAGAAGGAGGGUUUAAUGGAAGUUUUGUAACACCUCACAUUGGCAGGGGUCGAGGCGUUCUUGGAGUUGACGAGCCUAAAGUUGGUAAACCGCGCAUGUUGGUUUAUGAUUCUGCGACUGCUUCGUUUCCGCCCUACACCAAGAUAAACGAACCAAAGUCAUCCACGCCUGCCAAUGUUGGUUGUGACAAUGUUACACAGCAACUACGUGAUCUCAUUGGUGAGCUUGGAAGUCAAAUAGGCGAUUCUAUUGUUACGCGUUUGUUGACAAACCAAGCCUCAAUAUUACCUGAUCCCGCUCCAUCGUCUGAGCAGCUUCCAUCAAUGACAAUGCCUUUAUCACCGAAUCUUGAUCUGUCCAAGCUAAACCUUAUAGUCAAAGCUGACAUUAAAGACCCACAAAUGUUCAGAGGGGAUGGUAGUGAUAAGUGUACCAUCCUGGAGUGGAUUGAACAGAUGGAAGUAUUUCUGUCCAAAAAGGGCUGCAACAAGGCAGACAGCGUAGAAGAGAUACUUAAUCACCUUUGUGGUAGGGCAAAGAGCAUUGUUAAGGUUAAGCUAAAAAGCAGCUCGGCUGCAGUACUCUGCCCUGAAGUUGUUUACGAGGUACUGCGUCGCUAUUUUAGUGAGAGCCCUGGCUCAUGCCAGCCGUUAGCUGAUUUUUAUGCGACACAGCCAAAACACAAUGAGUGCCCUGUUGACUAUUGGGUCAGGUUGAAUGAAGUAGCCGAGCUAGCAGAUGCUCACCUGAAAAGAUGUGGUGGUAAGAUGGAGAAUAUGAGUUCGGAGAUUGUAAUGAUGUUUAUCCGGAACUGCCCUAAUUCUGACCUUGCCAGUGUCUUUAGAUGUAAGCCCAUAAGCAAAUGGUCCGCCGAAGAGGUCCAAGAGGCCAUUGAUGAGCAUGAAAGGGACUUUAGGUCUCGUAGGCAGCUUCCUUCUGCAUUUAAAGCUGCAGUAAACCAGGCUGCUGUUGUUAAAGGACCUGUGAGCACUCAGGUAACAGUAGGAAGUGAAGAUGUAGGUGUAAACUCUGCAGCAUGUGCUGCAAGCCCACACCCUAAAACAAACGAAUCUGUGGAAUCUGGCACUUUGGAGCGUGUGUUAAAGAUGUUAGAGAGGGUGCUCGAGCGCACCACCUUACCUGCUCCAGGACCAGAGCCUCAACCGACUCAGUGGUAUCGAGCUUCCCAAUGUGCAGUAUGUGGAGACAGAUCUCAUUCAACCCGUUCGCACUGCAUGAGGGAAAAGAGAUGUCUUAAUUGUUUAGAGUUUGGGCAUCAGCGUAAGCAGUGUCACAGGGCUGCUGGGCAAGACAUGGCCCAAGCCAAUGACGAUCAGGGAAACUAG